Messenger RNA from Zingiber officinale, 3502 nucleotides. RefSeq names its product pre-mRNA-processing factor 39-like. Gene Ontology annotation, cellular component: commitment complex; U2-type prespliceosome; U1 snRNP. Lineage: Eukaryota; Viridiplantae; Streptophyta; Magnoliopsida; Zingiberales; Zingiberaceae. Gene Ontology annotation, molecular function: protein binding. Bases 652 to 3132 code for a protein of 826 amino acids. The transcript is spliced from 15 exons. The record is from RefSeq and is a predicted model, not a curated record. Gene Ontology annotation, biological process: mRNA 5'-splice site recognition; RNA processing.
CGCGUUGGUAGCAGAAACCCUCCCUUUCAUCUAUAACCCGAUUCUUCUCUCUCUCCUUCACGUUUCCUCCCUUCACUCUCGCGGUUUCGCCACCGAUCGCCAGUCGUCGACUGCAGUUUCCGUCGGUUGACGAAGCACCUUGCGCACUCUUUCGCUUUGGGCCCUGCAGUCUCUUCGUCGCUUCGCAGAAGCUCCGGUCGUCGACGCCCUUGCAGCAGCGUCGACCGCCCGCCGUGCGCCGUAGUCUCAAUCCUGUCCUCCGCCCGCAGCCCACCGCUCACCGCCCGCCUCCCGCCAUCGUCUACGAAGUUCGAAGUAGCCUCCGGAUACACUGCAAUCCUCUCUCCCUCGAACCGUUUUAUUCAUUGUCAGUCUCCGUUCACUUUGAACGGUAACAGCAACAGUCUUUCGUCUUCUUUCCCCGUUCGUGCGCACAGUACUUCUCCCUUCUUUUUAGCCGGUGAAUUAUAAGAAGAGGUCGCUAAAAUAAUGAAGUGUUGGCUGUAGCUUUAUUCAACUGAUAACCUAUCGUUAUAUGCUGGUUUUAGUGGAUGUGGUGGUCCUUUUAUUCCAUGUAAUGGAAGAGGGCUAGAGGGAGGGCGGUAAACGAGCCGAGCCGAGUUUUGGGGUGUUCAAGCUUGUUUAAUAAGGAUGGAAAACAGUCAACCUUUACUUAAUCAGGCACCUGCUACUAUGGAUACUUCAACUCAUGUUCCAGCUGAACACAUUCUAACAAAUUCAGAUAGUGUGCUUGGUGUCGAAAACUCUGGUCCUGUUUCUGAAGUUCAUGCAUUGACGAAUUCUUCUAUUACUGAUGGUGGUAACUCCUACGAAAACAAUCCAAGUUUGAUGCCAGAAGAUGUUCCAGUUGGUCUGUUAAAUGAAGCCAAAGUUGACUCUACAACUGAUGCACUCACUGAAAGCACUUUCAGCAAUGAAAACAAGACAGAUGCUUCAAUGCAUACUGUUGGUUGUGGUUCAGUUAAUGUAAGCAUCAAUGAAAUGGUAAAUUAUCAAACUGUUGGAGCAGUUGAGAAUGGAGUUAUGUCGGGUGACACUGGUGGAGGUGCCAUUGAGCUGUAUGGAGAUGUGGUGUAUUCGGCUGAGGAAGAAAGGUUAUGGGAUUUGGUUCAAGUGAAUUGUUUAGAUUUCAAUGCAUGGACAUUACUUAUUGAGGAAACAGAGAAAGUUGCUGAGAAUGACGUUGUCAAAAUUCGGAAAGUUUAUGAUGCAUUCUUAGCUGAGUUUCCCCUAUGUUAUGGAUACUGGAAGAAAUAUGCUGAUCAUGAGGGGCGUUUGGACAGUGUCAACAAAGUUGUGGAGGUCUAUGAACGAGCUGUUUUAGCAGUCACCUACUCUGUUGAAAUUUGGCUGCAUUAUUGUGCUUUUGCAAUUUCGACAUAUGAAGAUCCUGAUAUUAUCCGAAGGCUGUUUGAACGUGGACUGGCAUAUGUUGGCACAGAUUAUCUGUCAUACCAGUUGUGGGAUGAGUACAUUAGAUAUGAGGAGUCUCAUCAAGCAUGGAGUAAUCUAGCCAUGAUUUAUACCAGAAUUUUGGAGAAUCCAAUUCAGCAACUAGAUCGCUAUUUUAACUGCUUCAAAGAGUUGGCAACUGCUCACCCUCUGUCUGAAAUACGCAUGGCUGAGGAAGCUGGUAUGGUGAUUUCUACUUUGGAGACUGGCUUGGAAUCUCUUCAUGGUGAAGUUCAUGAUGGUGUAGUAGAACAAUCUUCUAUACCUGUAAGUGCAGGUUUAACAGAAGCUGAGGAGUUGAAGAAGUAUAUUGAUAUUAGGGAAGAGAUCUAUAAGAAAGCUAAAGAGUUCGAUUCUAAGAUCAUUGGUUUUGAAACAGCUGUCAGAAGGCCAUACUUCCAUGUCAGAUCUCUCGAUGAUAUAGAGCUUGAAAACUGGCACAAUUAUCUCGACUUUAUCGAAAGAGGAGAUGAUUUCAACAAGGUUGUUAAGUUGUAUGAAAGAUGUUUAAUCGCUUGUGCGAAUUAUCCGGAGUUCUGGAUCCGUUAUGUUCUAUGCAUGGAAGCAAGUGGAAGCAUGGAACUCGCCUAUAAUGCUCUUGCCAGAGCAACUCAAGUCUUUGUGAAGAAACAACCUGAGAUUCACCUCUUUGCUGCUAGAUUCAAGGAAUUAUGUGCAGAUGUUGAUGGAGCUCGCACAACAUACCAGUUUCUUUAUUCAAAAGUUUCUCCUGGUUUGUUGGAGGCUAUCGUGAAAUAUGCAAAUAUGGAAUAUCGAUUGGGUGAGAAAGAAGCUGCUUUUUCUAUUUAUGAGAGUGCUAUAAAUGCUGAACGGGAGAAAGAGCAUUCACAACUUCUGCAAUGGUUGCUUAUUCAAUACACACGCUUUCUUUAUUUGGUUGUUGGUGAUGCAGAAAAAGCAAGGGAACUUUUAUCUAGACAUCUUGAAAAUUUGCAACUAUCACGACCAAUUCUUGAGGCAGUUAUCCACUUAGAGUCAAUGCAAUCAUCACCAAAGCGUGUUGAUUACUUGGAUUCAUUGGUGGAGAAAUUUAUUUCUCCAAAUCUUGGUAAUGCUAACGUGGCUAGUGCCAUUGACAGAGAAGAGAUAUCAUGCAUCUUUCUAGAGUUUUUGGAUCUCUUUGGAGAUGCACAGUCAAUCAAAAAAGCCUCCAAUCGGCAUGCUUUACUUUUUUUGCGUCAAAAGGGCUUGAUGAUUUCAAAAAAAAGGCACGCUGAAGAUUUUCUUGCCUCAGACAAUGCUAAGAUGGUGAAGAACUUCCAUGAACCAGGUCUGUCAAUGUUGGGGGCCUAUCCAAAUGCUCAAAGUCAGUGGCCAGCUAGUUACGGACAAGCAACUCCUGCUUGGCCAACGGCCACCCAGCCACAGACCCAAUGGAAUCCUGGAUAUGCAUCACAUUUUGUCUCACAAGGAUUGAAAUUCCAGCCUGGAUAUGCUGCAUAUGGAAGUUUUGCUAAUUCUGGCCAGCCACAAGUUGCUACAUCAGCUACCCCGAGCACUGCAUACGGUGUUUAUCCAGCAACAUACCAAGUGGAGGCUUAUCCUCAACCUGGUUAUGGACAGCCAUCAGCAGCAGCAGUAGCACCAGGAUUUCCUCAACCAGUAGCAGCUCCACAGCCAUAUUAUGGCAGCUAUUGAUGAUAUUGUAUUUUAUUUGAGGCUUCUAUUUAGUCGGCAAGGCUAGGCCUAUUUCUGCCUUCUGUUGCUGCCAUGAAGCAUUUGGAGCUUGAUUGUUAUGUGGAAAUCACACUUGGUUUUAGGCAGGCCGGGUGGAAGCAGUAAGAAUUAAGCACUCUGUUCCUUGUCGAUCUUGCUGAUUCUGUUUCAAUCUUCUAUGCUUCGUCCAUCCUGGAAACUAAUCUUCUUUGUGGCUGUAGAGUAGUCAGUUUCUUUUGUGGAACGACACUAAACCUGUAGAUAGUAAUUUUUGUUGAAUGUUGACGAGCAGUCUACAUUACAAACUCUCAAUAUUAAUGGAGUAUAAUCUACCAAAUUUAACUUUCUUUUC